AUGGCAAGGACUAAAACAACCAAGAGGAAACAGCGACCGACUCCACGACAGCCACCACCACCGCCCCAGCCAGAUGAAAAUGAAGAAGAAGAAAAUGUUGAAGUCGAAGAAGAAGGAGCUGCUAAAGAAGCUGCUGAAGUCGAAUCAGGUGGAAGUGCAGAAGAAGAUGCUGAAGCUGAAGUAGAAGGAGCUGAACAAGGAGCAACUCGAGGUCAAAGCAAGGCGAGGGCUAAGCUCACCGUGAAGAGACCACGACAAAAUCCAUCGCCGUCACCACCGCCACAGCUAGAGGAGGAUGAGGAAGAAGAAGAUGCUGAACUCGCAGCUCAAGUUCGUGCACAGGCCCGCGUUCCACAGGCCCACGUUCUAGGACAAAGCAAGCCGUGGUACAGAUUUCGGUGCCACACCAAAUCUCUGCUAGAUGUUAUAAAAUACUGGAAGGAAGAGCCAAGGUACUACGAAGCAUGCAAGAAGGAGUUGGAGAAGGCAGGAUUUGGAGGGCUAUUGGAGCUUCCGGAUUUGGAGGGCUAUUGGAGCUUCGUCUGGCAAAUGUUCCUAAGAAGUUGUUCGAUUCCUUGA
Molecule: messenger RNA, 579 nt
Organism: Linum trigynum
Lineage: Eukaryota; Viridiplantae; Streptophyta; Magnoliopsida; Malpighiales; Linaceae
Source: the annotation of a GenBank genome assembly